Messenger RNA from Biomphalaria glabrata, 885 nucleotides. RefSeq lists its product as uncharacterized. The transcript has 7 exons. The record is from RefSeq and is a predicted model, not a curated record. Lineage: Eukaryota; Metazoa; Mollusca; Gastropoda; Planorbidae. The coding region runs from base 144 to 827 and encodes 227 amino acids.
CCACCCCCCAGGUCCCCUUCACCCACUUGCAUACCGCAGGUCAAGUUAAUGUAUAUAAGCUACAGUUACUAUUAUGUCUUCAAAAUCUGCUAGCUAAGACAUCGUUAAAGUCAAAGAAUUAAUCCAAUCCAUCAUUUAAAAAAAUGGCGUUAUCGUCGAUAUUUCUCGUUCUCUGUUGUCUAGUUGGCACGUCUUUGGUUAUGGCUCAAAGUGGGUGUCCAAGGCCAAGCCCUACCUUUUAUGAUGCCUUUUACGACCUAGCAACCGGCAAAAGCAGGGACUUUGCUCCGAAUAUCACCCGAGUUCAAAACAUUGUAGGCGUUGGAUGCAAUGCUAGAGGAGUUCUCAAACUGGCGUUCUCAGACACUGACGCCAGCAAGAAGAGGCUUCUGAUUGAUUUGUUCUUCACUUCCCCCAAUGGCUGGGUUUUCAAUCUUGGAGACUCUAGCACUAACAAUGGAUUUGGUGGUGAUUCUUCCACACAGAGCAAUGACGCCGAACUACAGCUGGUGAAUACUGCUCUCAGCGGCUUCCUAAGCGACAAUGGAGGUGGCGCCUCAGCUUUCAGUACAUCACUGCCUACUGCCUACUCGCGCCUGACGCUUGUGAUAGGUAACGAACACACUGUUUUUAUUCCGAACGGUGACGUCUCCCUGGCCAACUAUUACACCAAUGUCAACUGGUUUGCACUGAACAGUCAACUAGAUCAAAGCGGACCUGUCAACAACGACCUCUUUCUUGGUCUGAACCAAGUUAUUCAGGCCACUACCGGACGUACUGGCUCUGGCCUUUGCCAAGUUGGCUUGAAAUUUAUAACUGCAUUCUAAUUUUUGUUUUUCUAAAAUUUAUGUCGAUUUAAAAUUGUAUAUCACAGACCUAUAUAUA